Messenger RNA from Salvia splendens (bonfire salvia), 399 nucleotides. Its product is annotated as prostatic spermine-binding protein-like. The record is from RefSeq and is a predicted model, not a curated record. The transcript has a single exon. Lineage: Eukaryota; Viridiplantae; Streptophyta; Magnoliopsida; Lamiales; Lamiaceae. The coding region runs from base 1 to 399 and encodes 132 amino acids.
AUGGCGGUCCUACUGAAUGGGAAUGGGAAGGAUGAUGGGCCAAAAGAGGAUGAUGAUGGGCCAAAAAGGGAUGAUGAUGGAUCAAAGGGGGACGAUGAUGGACCAAGAGAAGAUAGUGAUGGACCAAAGGGGGACGAUGAUGGGCCAAGAGAAGAUGAUGAUGGACCAAAGGGGAACGAUGAUGAACGAAAGGGGGGUGAUGAUGGACUAAGAGGAAAUGAUGAUGGGCCAAAGGGGGACGAAGAUGUACCAAAAGGAGACACUGAUGGGCCAAAAGGGGAUGAUGAUGGACCAAGAGGAGAUGAUGAUGGACCAAAGGGGGACGAUGAUGAACGAAAGGGGGGGAUGAUGGACCAAGAGGAAAUGAUGAUGGACCAAAGGAGGACGGUGAAUGACUAA